AUGUCAGCAGGUGUCCCAGUACGACUACUAAACGAAGCUCAGGGCCACAUAAUAACCAUCGAACUAGUCAAUGGAGAUACCUACAGGGGAAAAUUGUUGGAAAAUGAAGAUAAUAUGAACUCAUCACUAUUUGACGUUACGAUAACUAAUGGACGCAAUGGGUCAGCUAAACAUAUGGACCAGGUGUUUAUUAGGGGUAGUAUGAUUAGGUUUGUUUCGGUGCCUGAUAUUUUGAGACAUGCGCCGAUGUUUUAUAUGAAGCCGGGUGAUAAACCUAAACCACCCAUUAGAGGACCACCGAGGAAGCGGAGAAAGGUUUAG
Lodderomyces margitis is the source of this 321-nucleotide messenger RNA. RefSeq names its product mRNA splicing protein (gene SMD3). The transcript has a single exon. Gene Ontology annotation, cellular component: U4 snRNP; commitment complex; catalytic step 2 spliceosome. The record is from RefSeq and is a predicted model, not a curated record. The coding region runs from base 1 to 321 and encodes 106 amino acids. Gene Ontology annotation, molecular function: RNA binding. Gene Ontology annotation, biological process: RNA processing; spliceosomal snRNP assembly. Lineage: Eukaryota; Fungi; Ascomycota; Pichiomycetes; Serinales; Debaryomycetaceae.